Molecule: messenger RNA, 7024 nt
Organism: Spea bombifrons (plains spadefoot toad)
Lineage: Eukaryota; Metazoa; Chordata; Amphibia; Anura; Pelobatidae
Product: KIAA1549 ortholog
Exons: 20
Coding region: 73-6135 (2020 amino acids)
Source: RefSeq, a predicted model, not a curated record
GCUGCGGCUCGGUGCGCAGGGCCGGCCCCGGGAUGCCGCCCUCUCCUCCCCGGUAACUCCAGGACAGGGGACAUGGAGCGGGGUGUGAGCCGAGCUCCGGCCGUCUGCACCCUCCUCCUGCUGGGGAUCGGGCUUCUGCUGCAGUCUGGGGAGGCGGAAGUCAUUGCAUCCUUUGGUCCAUUCUCUCUGCGAGCUAAUGGAAACUUAACAUUAACCAACACCACCUCAGACCUAGAAGAAAGUCUUUCUGUGUCUCCGUUAUCACCAGACCCCUCUGGCACAAUCACUGUCCUUCCUCUUAAUUCUGUAGAAGCUGUAGACCCACAUUUAUCUGAAGAACCAGCAUCUCUUUCCUCUGAAGUUCCAUAUCCUUUAGGUACAGUUACUCCACAUCAGACUACUAUACAAGGUGCGGAACCCACGGCCACAGCUGAGACAGGAGAACUUGCUACGACGUUUACGGUGUCCUAUCCUCCAGACCCUUCAGAAUCAUUGUCUACUCAUUUUCUGAGCUCAGCUCAAGCUGUAGAACCCACGCUUGCAACCAGGCCAGAAGAGCCUUGUACAGUGACUUUAGAAUCACUUGUUUCAGAGGUUCUAACUUCUUCUGGAAUCACCACUGAUCCUCUAAAUUCAUUGCUUGCCGUGGAGCCCACAGUCAUGACUGGGAACGAUAAGGCUACCACAUCUUCAGUGUCAAUUAUUCCAGAGGUUCCAAACCUCUCAGAAACAAUUUCUGCCCCUCUUUCAAGUACUAUUCCAGCUGUAGAACCCACAGCAUGGCUAAUGUCAAGCAAAGCUGCCCCGAUGAAUGAAGAAUCAACGGUCUCUUCACUUAUAGCACAGCCAUCUACGUCCUUGGCAGUCUCUCCUGUUUUAUAUGACUCAGUCACGACUCACGAACCAUUGGACACAAGCAUUCUAAGCGUCUGGUACCCGGGAACCUCCACUGCAAGUCAAGCGGAACCUUCUACCAUUUCACAAGAAAUAAAACCUAGUAUCUUAACACCUACAUCUUCAGCAAGCGUAGAAGUUUCAUAUCUCAAUGACUCUGACAUAUAUUUAAGUACAGAAGCUUUACCAAUGUCAACGACGUAUUGUACAACUGAGAGUUCUUCGAUGGACACACCUUUGCUGAGCACGCAACCGUCAACACCUUCUCAGUUUCAUUCCACAGAUGAAGGGGCCAUUACGUUUUUUUGUCCAAGCUUUGAAUCUUCACUGGUUUCACCUGUUACGCUGAACGUUAUCACAGAUUCUGUAGAUGCCACCAACACAGCGGAUAUCACCAGCAUUUUAACCAAAAAUGAAUUGCAUAGUGUAUUUCCAAGCAUGGGGCUCUCUGUGGAGCUAGGGUCAACCACCAGCCUUAAUCUGUCUCUGGACAUAGCUCCGUUUCCAUCCAGCUCUACGGGAUACGAAGUACCCACCUCCGUUGUGCCAGACGUGUCAGGAACUCCACUGAUUACUAGUAAGGAAGCUAUCUUCACACUGUAUUCUAGCCCAUGGACUGCUCAUACACCUCUCAAUGAUGAGAUGAUUGGACUGUCCAAUAUUGUUACUUCUGAAUUAAAACACACAGAGUGGACAUCAAGAGGUUACUUGGAAACGAUAUCCACCACUUCCUCAGGGCAAAUAGGGCCGAGUAUCCAAAGUACUGUAGUCUCAGACACAACGUUUCUUGAGGAGUCAACCACUCAAGUCUUGGACACUGUCUUCUCUUGGAGUUCAGUGGUUCCAUCAUCUACUUGGAAUUUAGACAAUUUCGUUUCGUCUGCAUAUUUUACAAGCCUUGUGGACUCCGCUCUUAUUGAGGGCUCGUCUAUGGACACUUCCUUUCAGUCCCAAAGUGUAGAACUGGAGACAUCAAUGUUUUCUGUGAUAGACUCUACCAUUUUUAUGCCUUCACUCACUGAGCAUUUCUUUUCUGCCACAGCCUCUGUCAUCGUAGAACCGUUCCUUGACACAACGGCUAUGUCGGUGUCAACCCCUGCUCUCGAUAGUUUCCUUUUUGAACCCUCAAACACAAAGGAGGCUCCAGCUUUUGCGGCCACAGAAUCUGUUGUGUAUUUUAGUCAAACGUGGCUUCCGUCGGAAGAGUCUGUGAAUAUUUCCGACUUUGCAACUUUAUCAGUGGAUUUAACUGUAGAGCCAAGCAGCCUGUGGCCUUCAUUAUCUGAAGAAGCUCUCACACCUUUGACUUCUUUAGGGUACAGUGAACUAUCCAAAAAUAUUUCUCAGGGCUUGUCUGCUGUGCUUGCAACUUCAGAUUUUAUUUUAAGUAGCUCUGUGUUGGAGCCUGAUUUUAUACCCACCACUGAAACUAUUAAUUUUGAGGGCUCGGGAGACAUGCCUUGGCAGACCUCCAUCACCAACUCAUUUUCCUCUCUGACUCCCUUUCUCAGCACUGAGUGGACAGGUGACAGUUCAAGUGUCUUCUCGGAAUCCUCUGAACUUUUGGAGGCUACGUCUGUCUUGCAGUUGGAUCCUGGUGUUCUCUAUACCUCAAAUGCUACAGGUUCUACCUCUCCACUUCUGCCUUUACUGUCUUCUUCUGCCGUACCGGAGACACUCACCUCCUCUAUUGGUUCUGAUCAUACCAGCAGUGCUUUGAUCGAGGAGACACUUCAAACAUCCCUGGUUGUGUCUAACACUCCCGUAACAGGGGUUUCAGUUAUCAUGACUUCGUUAGGGACUGCAAGUACAUUUUUUCCUCCAGUGAAUCAUUUUGAUACAUCUACAGCAGAAUUGCCAUCCACCCCGAGUGUGCCACUCACACUAAGUUUGACUCCCACUUUGAGUACAUCUUUCAGUUUAAUCAUGAAACCCACCACAAGCUUGCAACCCAGUCCAAGCUCCAACAUAUACUCUUCCCCUACGGAAUCUAGCUUAGUUGUAGCUACAUCUUUUGUUCCGACUCUGCCUCCCGAGUCAACGACCAGGACAGAGAACACGGUGUCAACAAUGAGUACCACAACAUCCAAAGCCACCGGCACCACUUAUAGCACGACCACGGCAUCUCCCACACCCCACGUGCCCAUCACACCUCCUUCUGCCAUCACAGCUUUGACUUCUCCAACCACCACCAGACCGCCUCUCCUGUGUGAUAUCACCAACCCCGAGCCCUAUCUGGUCACUGCGGUUGUCUUACGGGGGACAGAUAUUGUGAAUCUCACAGAAUCCAUCAAGAAUCUGCUAACGAUUCAGUUUAACCGAUCCGUAGAGCUUGAGGUGUAUGCGCCAUACCCAAGGCUGUCGUUUAUGGUGACCUCCGGGCCCUUUGUCUACACUUCAUUUGCUGUUGAAAACGCCUUGAGCCUCAGUAGUCUCCUCCAGGGCCGAUAUCCACCCAUCCUUUCCCUGCAGACAACCGGCACGGCGCUGGACCAAAGAUACCACAUCCAGACCGUUCUCCAGUUUGUCCCGCAGUCCGUCGACAUCCGGCUGUGUACGUUCAGUGAGCAGAUACAGAGGGGGCUGAGUCUUGCUCUGUACGAAGUGCGGAGAUGGCGUCAGGAGGACAAUAACUUUACCCUGCAGAUAGUGAAUAUUACAAGCGGUGCGUCCUGGAAGGUGUUUCGGAGAUCUCCGGUCACCAUCUCCUACACCGUUAAGGAACGCGGCGGUUAUCUGAACGGAUCUGAAGUUAGUGACCAACUGAGGAACCUGAGCCUCGUGGAGUUCAGCUUUUUCCUGGGGUUUCCCGUAAAGCAGAUCGCAGAACCGUCUCGUUACCCGCAGCUCAAUGUGUCUCCUUCGCUGAAGGACUCGUGGCUCAAGACAGUCCUGCUUGGAGUGAUGGAGCCGCAUCUCCAGGAUGAAGCAUUUCAGGCAGAGAUGGAGAGGAAAUUGGCUCAACUGAUCGGCGAAGCCACCAUGCAGAAACGCAGGUGGAAAAGGGCAAGUUUUGCCGGCGGCAAUACAGUCCAGGUGGUGAACGUCUCGCGUCUGGAAGGCUCCGAUGACCCCGUGCAGCUGAUCUAUUUUAUAGAGGAUCAGUACGGAGGACGGCUUUCUGCGGCUAAGGCUUCAGAUCUGAUCAACGAGGUCAACAUCCAGCGGGCGGCCAUCAUCAUGGGCUACCGCCUGCAGGGUGUCGUCGCGCGGCCCUUAAACCAGGUGCCUGAACCCGACCGUCAGAUGCAGAACUUGUGGAUCAUUGUCGGCGUGGUGGUCCCGGUACUGGUGGUCACCGUGAUCAUCGUCAUCCUUUACUGGAAGCUGUGCAGGACGGACAAGCUGGACUUCCAGCCGGACACAAUGAGCAACCUACAGCAGAGGCAGAAGCUGCAGGCCCCGUGCGUCAAAGGCUUCGACUUCGCUAAGCAACACCUGGGCCAACACAAUAAAGAUGAAAUUUUGGUCGUCCACGAGCCACCCCCACCGGUCCUUCACGGACCCCUCAAGGACUCCACUCCGUCUGAGAAUGGAGAGGUUCCGACCCCAAAGUCCAAAGGCUCGUCCAAACCCCUAAAAGUGGCUAGGCAUCGCGGGAGCAGAAUUACCCCCUCUGACACUGGAUCAACCGCCAGUGAACCGUCCAGUGGGAAGGAAUCUGCAGAGGAGGGAUCGCCCAGACCUUCUGCACCCCCUCGCGAAAUCAAAUCACGCCCGGUAACCAAAGGAGAGAUGCCGGUGUUGAGCAGCGGCACCGAACAGCACUCCUCCGCCUCCAUAUUUGAACACGUGGACCGGAUGUCUCGUUCGUCCGAGGCCAGCAGGCGAUUCCCCAGCAAGAUCCAGCUCAUCGCUAUGCAGCCCAUCGCGGCUCCUCCGAUGCACGGACUCUCCAUGUCUGAACGAGAAGUCGAGGCCAACAAGAUCAACAGGGAGAUUCAGACGACUCUGCGCCACAAGUCAGAAAUCGAGCAUCAUCGUAACAAGAUCCGGCUGAGGGCCAAACGCAAAGGUCACUACGAGUUUCCACUGGUGGACGUGGUGGGAAUGACGGACACCAAGGAGAGGCAGCGCAUGUACCGCAAGGCUCAGAUGCAGUUUGAUAAGAUCCUAGAUCCCGUCUCGGGGGUUCCUACAGUCUUCAUCGAACCAAGGAGGAGCUCCAGAGCAAGGCGUUCUCCGAAGCAGCGCCGCAGACAGCCGGGGUCUGGAAGCCCGCCGGACGCUGACAGAGAUCGUCUCAUCGCUACUGAUAGUGACGGGACUUACAAGAGACAGCCGGGGGUCAGUAACUCGGCCUAUGUGUCGGACCCAGAUCUCCCCUCUGACAACCCGACGCCGGUUUCCGACCUGGGGAAAUUCCCCGGCUCUCCGCAUCGGCCCCCGGCUCCUGCACAGUAUGUGGCCCCUCAACCUUCCAUUGAAGAAGUUCGGCAAACUAUGCAGUCUCUGCUUGACGAUGCCUUUGCCCUGGUGGCUCCGGGCAGCCAGACCUCUGGUGUUCCAGGGGUCACACAGACCAGUGGCCCUUCAGGGCCGCAGCCUGUAAGCAGCACUCCAGCUCGCACCGGACGGACUCCUGCACCGUGGGGGAGUCCUUAUGCCCCUCAUCAAGCAUCACACUUCAAUAGGUACGUGGAUUAUAACAUGGCCCAGCCUCCUGCUCCGAAUCACCUAACAAGAAAUCCUGGUUUUGGGUCGGGCUUCCUGCACUCAGCAGAGGUGGCACAGACAGACCCCCAGCAGGCAGAUAGCCAGUACCCUGCCAGGGGUAUUUACUCAGAGGAGAUACCUCCGGUAGCAAGACCGCGGCCCCUUGGAAGCACUGCAGGUUCUGCCCAGAUCCACCAACUGACACAGGUGGGAAUAGCCAGCAGAAUCGGUGCUCAGACCUCAGAACUGCAAUCCAACAAGGUGGGGCAACCUCCGGCAGCAGCUCCUGGCUGGUCCUCAUAUUACCACCCCGAUGAGGAGUCCACACGGAACAUCACCCACAGAGAACCCAGUCACCAGCAUGGACCCCAGGAUUAUGGGGCAUCUCAGAUGUUCUCAGGGAACAGAGUUCCAGGUCGCCAGCCUUUGCCGACCAAUCAUCUCACACCCUCCAUCUGUUACCCCUCGGGCUCAGCUGAGGACCUCCACCCUGGUCAUUCUUCCGCGUCCCUCAUUAAGGCCAUCCGGGAGGAACUUCUGCGCCUCUCUCAAAAGCAAGCAGUCGUGACCACCUACCAUAGCUGAUUGGGGCAGUCGCUGGUGGCUUCACAUCUGCUUCCCGUGGAAGCUGGAAGAGAUGUCGGGCAAAUCAGAGGACGAGAUGUAACAGAGACGUUGGAGAAGACUUUUUGAGACUUCCUUGGAACCGGAUUGGUUGACCAACACGUUGUCCAGCAGAGCAUCCAUGGAAAGGCUGGACGCGGCCAAGAGGAGAUGCUCGUCCAUGGGCCGUACGUACAAAACCUUACAUACAGGUUACACAAAAAUACUUGGGAACAGGGUGAAUUUUAUACAUUUUGGGACUCCGUAUAGUAAGAUUAGACUGAAGCAGGGUGGAUGUUGAUAAACGACUCGAUCAAAACUGUGGUUGGUGUCAUAACGUUGUUUAGCUUAGAAAGGGUCCCGCAGUUCUCCAACAUUACUGGGGGCUCUUCUAUCGUGGGACCACUCCAAAAAACACAAGUAGUCUGAUAAAACAAAAGUGCGAUUUUACAGGAAAAAGGCAAAUUCCUGCACGUCUACUGUUACCAACGAACGUUCUUCCCUAAAAAAACGGAAUUCAUCUAAAAAAAACACAACUUUGCCGAUAAGCAGAAUGGCCUGUGCUAGUCUUAGACGCGAUCGACUGAAGAAGGGGUUAAAAUGCCGAACGCCAGUCGGACUUGAGGCAAAUCUGUACCCAAGAGCUUGCAAUCACAAAGUGCCAUGAACAACACUCUACAAGCAAUAACAAUCCUACACGUGGCGUGGUGCAUUUGCCUGGAGGACUGACUCGUUGGUGACAUCUGGGUAAACCUUUUUUCGGGUUUUCAGUAUAUCGCGUAGGCAAAAGAUCUACCGAUCCGUGUCAGAUCUAAAAAUCGGUCUAAAAAUCUUUUUUUUUUUUAAUAGUGGGGUGAAAUAUUUUUUUAAA